This is a messenger RNA of Ustilaginoidea virens, 1362 nucleotides long. RefSeq lists its product as uncharacterized. Bases 1 to 1362 code for a protein of 453 amino acids. Gene Ontology annotation, molecular function: hydrolase activity, acting on ester bonds. The record is from RefSeq and is a predicted model, not a curated record. The transcript has a single exon. NCBI's taxonomy places the organism in Eukaryota, Fungi, Ascomycota, Sordariomycetes, Hypocreales, Clavicipitaceae.
AUGCGUCAACAUGGCAGCGAUGCCCAGGCGCUGUCGGCCCCCUUUCCCUGGCGUCUGGCCGUUUUCGACGCACACUGCCAUCCCACCGAUACCAUGGGCUCGAUAGCCAGCCUCGCCACCAUGCGUGCCUCGGCCCUUGCCAUCAUGGCCACCCGUUCGCAGGACCAGGAUCUCGUCGCCCAUGUGGCGUCUGUGCACGCCGCCGCGGGGGACGGUCCUUUCCGUCCCCCGAGCUCCCAGGGCGAUGGUGAUGAUGAUGGUGCUGCUGCUGCUGCCCGCGGAGCCUGUCGAGCCAUCCCUUCGUUUGGAUGGCAUCCGUGGUUUUCCCACCAGCUGUACGACGACGUCUCCCCAGCCCCUGCUACGUACAUGGCGCCGCCGCCGCCGCCGCCGUCCGCCCCCGACGAGCCAGACAACGCCGGCCUGCUGGCCGCCAAAAGGGCCCAUUAUCAAGCCGUCCUGGCGCCUGCACCCCAGGACGACGGCUUCAUCGCCCUUCUCCCCGCACCAGUCCCCCUCUCAUCCUUCGUCAGCUCGACACGCGCCCGCCUGGCUGCCCAUCCCCACGCUCUUGUCGGCGAGGCGGGGCUGGACAAGGCGUUCCGCAUCCCCGAAAACUGGGAUCCUGCCCUGGCCGCCGCCAGAGACCAAGGCCUGACGCCCGGCGGUCGCGAGGGCCGCCUGCUGAGCCGCCAUACCGUCAAACUGCAGCACCAGCAAGCCGUACUGCGUGCCCAGCUCCGCCUCGCCGGCCAAGCCGGCAGACCCGUCAGUCUCCACUGCGUCCAGGCCCACGGCGCCUUGUACGAGACGCUGGCAAGUCUAUGGAAGGGCUACGAGAACCACGUGCCGUCCCGCCGCGAGAGGCGCAACGUUGCGCCGGGGGCGGAGCCAUACGACUCCGACUCCGACUCCCACUCCCACUCCCACUCCCACUCCCACUCCGACCCCGACCCCGACUCCGACGACUGCUCUGACGGGCGUGAGCCGACCGGGAGCACGGCUGGCCAGAAGCCAUUCCCGCCGCGAAUCUGCCUCCACUCAUACAGCGGCUCGGUGGAAUCUCUGCGGCAAUGGCUCCAUCCCAAGGUCCCCGCCACCGUCUUCUUCUCCUUUUCCAUCGCCGUCAACCUCGGCACGCAGGCCGCUCGCUCCAGGUUCGCCCAAGUGGUCGAUGCCGUGCCGGGUGACAGGAUCCUCGUGGAGAGCGACCUGCACGCCGCGGGAGAGGACAUGGAUGCCGCGCUGGAACACAUGUACAGGCAGGUGUGUCGGGUCAAGGGGUGGGGGCUGGAGGAGGGCGUCAAGAGGAUCGGCGAGAAUUUCCAAACCUUUGUCUUUGGCGACGCGCAGAAGCGGUAG